Oryza sativa Japonica Group (Japanese rice) is the source of this 3531-nucleotide messenger RNA. Its product is annotated as pentatricopeptide repeat-containing protein At1g52620. Gene Ontology annotation, molecular function: protein binding. NCBI's taxonomy places the organism in Eukaryota, Viridiplantae, Streptophyta, Magnoliopsida, Poales, Poaceae. The record is from RefSeq and is a predicted model, not a curated record.
AUGUCCUCCCUUAGACUGAGGACCGGCUCUCUGCCGUUGGAUGAUCUUCUCGGCCGGCCCAUCGGUUGCUGCUUCUCGCCUCCGCGUUUCCUCACCCCGCCGCCGCAGCCGCAGCCGCCGCCGCCGCCGUCGCCGUCGCCGUCGCCGUCGCCGUCGCCGUCGCCGCCGCCGCAGCCGCAGCCGCCGUCGCCGUCGCCGUCGCCAUCGCCGCCGCCGCGUCGUCUGCGUUUCAUGUUCAGGCUCCUGCCCCGCAUCACCCCGCUCCCGCGCCGCCGCCUCCGUCGCAGCCACAACCCAAACCCACUAAUCUCCCCCGCCGUCGCUGCUUCCCUCGCCGGCGUCCUCGCCACCCGCUCCACGAACCCCACCUGGGCACGGUCCCUCGCGGCGCUGCUCCCCUCCCCGCUCUCCGACGCCCACCUCGCCGCCGCCGUCUCCUCCCUGCCCGACCCCGACCUCGCCGUCGCUCUCCUCUCCUGGUCACAGUCCCCCGACCACCAUGUCGCCCUCCAGGACCCUACUCCUCUCGCCCACUCCACGCUGCUCCGCCUCCUCGCCCGCUCCCGCCGCUUCGACGCCGUGGACGACACGCUCCAGUCUAUGUCUCUCGCGGGCGCCGCGCCCACGCGCGCCUGCCUCGGCGCGCUCGUCGCCGCCUACGCCGACGCUGGCAUGCUUGGAAAGGCCACCGAGAUGUGCGAGCGCGUAAGGGAGCAGUACGGCUCGCUCCCGGAGGUGACCCAUUGCAACCGCCUGCUCAAGCUCCUAGUGGAGCAGCGGCGCUGGGAUGACGCCCGUAAGCUGUAUGAUGAAAUGCUUGGCAAGGAUAGUGGUGCGGAUAACUACAGUACUUGUGUGCUUGUCCGGGGACUGUGCCUGGAAAGGCGAGUGGAAGAGGGGUUGAAAUUGAUUGAAGCAAGGUGGGGAGCUGGGUGCAUUCCACAUGUAGUGUUCUAUAACGUCUUGAUCGAUGGGUAUUGCCGGCGUGGAGAUAUGGGUAGAGGAUUGUUGCUGUUGGGGGAAAUGGAGACAAAUGGAUUCUUGCCAACCCUUGUGACAUAUGGUUCUCUUAUAAAUUGGCUUGGAAAGAAGGGUGAUCUAGAGAAGAUUGGGAGUUUAUUUUUGGAGAUGAGGAAAAGGGGAUUUUCCCCCAAUGUCCAGAUUUAUAACAGUGUCAUAGAUGCUUUGUGCAAUUGCCGGUCUGCAACACAGGCUAUGGUGAUCUUGAAGCAGAUGUUUGCAAGUGGAUGUGACCCAGAUAUCAUCACAUUUAAUACUUUGAUAACUGGGCUGUGCCACGAAGGGCAUGUUCGAAAGGCUGAGCAUUUUUUGAGGGAGGCCAUCAGGAGGGAGUUGAACCCAAAUCAGCUUAGCUACACUCCAUUGAUUCAUGGGUUCUGCAUGAGAGGGGAGUUGAUGGUUGCAUCAGAUUUGCUUGUGGAAAUGAUGGGCAGAGGGCAUACUCCUGAUGUUGUCACAUUUGGAGCACUAAUUCAUGGUCUUGUAGUUGCUGGCAAAGUCAGUGAGGCUUUGAUUGUUCGUGAGAAGAUGACAGAAAGACAGGUAUUCCCGGAUGUUAACAUAUACAAUGUAUUGAUUAGUGGUUUGUGCAAGAAACGCAUGCUUCCUGCAGCUAAGAACAUUCUUGAAGAGAUGCUUGAGAAAAAUGUCCAACCUGAUGAGUUUGUUUACGCCACAUUAAUUGAUGGAUUCAUUAGGAGUGAGAAUCUUGGUGAUGCAAGGAAAAUAUUCGAAUUCAUGGAACACAAGGGUGUCUGCCCUGACAUUGUUAGCUGCAAUGCCAUGAUAAAAGGUUAUUGUCAGUUUGGAAUGAUGAGCGAGGCAAUUCUAUGCAUGAGCAACAUGAGAAAGGUUGGGUGCAUCCCGGACGAGUUUACAUAUACUACAGUUAUUAGUGGCUAUGCUAAACAAGGUAACCUUAAUGGAGCUCUAAGGUGGUUAUGUGAUAUGAUCAAGCGGAAAUGCAAGCCAAAUGUUGUUACAUACUCUUCAUUAAUAAAUGGAUACUGUAAGACAGGUGAUACAGACUCUGCAGAAGGCUUGUUUGCAAAUAUGCAGGCUGAAGCUCUAUCUCCUAAUGUGGUAACUUAUACCAUCCUAAUUGGUAGUCUGUUUAAAAAAGACAAAGUACUCAGAGCUGGUUUGUACUUUGAAACCAUGUUGCUUAACCAUUGUUCUCCUAAUGAUGUUACCUUACAUUAUCUAGUCAAUGGGCUCACUAGUUGUACUCCUUGUGUCAUCAACUCUAUCUGCUGUAACACUAGUGAGGUGCAUGGCAAGGAUGCCCUUUUAGUCGUAUUCAAGAAAUUGGUUUUUGACAUAGGGGAUCCAAGGAAUUCAGCAUACAAUGCCAUCAUCUUCAGCCUGUGUAGACAUAAUAUGCUCAGGGAAGCAUUGGAUUUUAAAAAUAGGAUGGCUAAAAAGGGCUAUGUGCCGAAUCCUAUCACCUUCCUUUCACUUCUUUAUGGCUUUUGUUCUGUUGGAAAAUCAGUGAAUUGGAGGACCAUCCUUCCUAAUGAAUUUCAGCAAGAGGAGUUCGAGAUAAUAUUUAGAUACAAGUUUUUGUUUGACCAAUAUGCAACUGAGUCAGUUUGCUGUGAAGUCUCCAGGGUUUUACAGCAUCUUGCAGGGUGUAAAUCCUUGCAGCGUGUGGAGCAGAAAUUUGCUAAUUCUUGAUGCCCGUCUACCUGGCUCUUGUAAAUGAGGGAGAUCAUUUAUUCUUUUGUUUGGCCAGAAAAAUCACCAGCCAAAUUCAUUAUGAAAGAAAGGAGAGUGUAGGGUACAAAGUUACUGCAACAAGGUUGUUGUUACGGCUUAUUUGAUUUUUUUACUUCAGCAACUGGAGGUUGAAAGAUCAGGAACGUUCAUAGUACCAUCUAACUGGAGGAGUGGUAUUAAUAUGACCAAAUCUCCCGCAGAGAUCUCCACCCAAAGGUGAAUUUAUUUAACCCUAUGACUUUUCCAUGGUUAGUGUCUCCAAUGGCCACUCAACUACAGUUGAUGCUAUUGUGACACUGCAAGCAAGAUUAUUUGGCAGGAUGCGCAGGUGUAAAUCAGACUGCAAUGUCGCUUAAGCGCAGGACCGUCGUAGCAACUGCAGCUAGAUCAUACUCCCUCCAUCCCAUAAAAAACCAACCUAAUACUUGAUGUUGACACAUCAUAGUAUUACGAAUCUAGACAUAUCGCUAUCCAGAUACGUAGUAUUAGGAUGUGUCAACGUCCAGUACUAGAUUGGUUUUUUAUGGGUACGCGAUUUAGAAUUUUGUUGUCCUUCUAUCAUUCGGUAUAGGCGACGGUUGCAGACUUGCAGAUCACAACACCCUCCGUCAGACCAUCACUCAGUAAGUAUGCAGGUAGUUUCUUUUAGCUUUAGGUGUAGGAGUGCAGGACAUUGUAUAGCUUACACGUAAUUUUACAUGUACAAACACUCGUUGGUAUCAUGACAAAUCUGGAAAUCUUGCCGUCUUGCUCAUCUAGAACAAUGCCAUUACAAAGUUUUUUUUAUGGCCA